UUUUUUUUAUUUAAUUUUCCUUUUGUAGACUAUACUAAUCCUCAACAUCAGCAACACAACAUGGGUAAUAAUGCUAGUGUCGGUGUAAGAAUUUUUAUUUUUAAUAUUUCGGGUAAUUGUGCAUGUCGACAUUGGCAAAUCAGGACAACCCUAGGAUAUAACACUUCGUAGUCGACAGGACUUGACAAAUGCGGGCAAAGCCCAAUUAUUUGUUAUGUCCGACAGUUGUCCAAGAUUUGUUGUGCACGAAAGGGGCGGGGCUUAUGCGGGUAGGGAUAUGUGCGCGACGGGAUUAAGGCAGGAACAGACAAAGGAGAUCAGGGAUUAGUCCACAAAAGAUUUUUGUGGCAUUUUAAACUUUAAAAACUCCUCGAUUUAUGGAAUCCUAGAUUUAUGGAAUUUUAAUUUUUAGGGACAGAGAGCUAAUGUUGGCAAUAAUUCAUAUGAACAUGUACCACAGAGAAAUAAUGGCUAUGAUUCUGUUCCACAACGUACAAAUGUGGGAGGUGCUGGCUAUGGAAAUCCCGCUAACACAGCUGUUGAUCCUCUAUAUAAUAACAACGCUCAACAACCUAGCUGUAGUUAUGGAAACCCGGCGAAUGGCUAUGAGUUCAACAAACAAGCUGGUUUUGGUUAUGACAAUGUAA
Molecule: messenger RNA, 647 nt
Organism: Meloidogyne enterolobii
Lineage: Eukaryota; Metazoa; Nematoda; Chromadorea; Rhabditida; Meloidogynidae
Source: the annotation of a GenBank genome assembly